AGUCAGUGUAGAGACGUCAAGACGAUCGGUCAAGCUUAAAAGUUAGUCUCAAAUCGGUGGAAGUGAUAUAUUUGUCUCAAGUUUUUCUCAACAAGGUGAUGAUUUUUUCUGCUUCUGCUUUUAUGCAGCAGCGUUCAAUGUGAAUUUCCAUUUAAAAAAAAUCUCCAAGUGAUAGUCGAUAAUUGAAAAUGAAAAAUAUUUGAGUGCAGGAAAAUUUUUAAUAAUACAAAAAUUUUGUUAAGAUUGUUGCUGAUGUAAUUAUCGGAGAAUAGAAAAGCGCAAUCCUAAACGAUUCGAUCACCAUCGGGACGACGCUAAACUAAAUUCAUCAAUCGUCGGAAAGUGUUAAUACUUUGAACUUUCGAGAUUUGUGAACAUGCAUAAAAUAACUGAGAAUGGAUGAACAUUCUUUAUUGAAGGACAUUAAACAAGAAAGCUUUCAAUUGGACAAUCUAAUUAAUAUGUAAUCAAAAUUUAGUUAAUUACAUGGAAAAUUUAAUUGAGCAAAUUUUAUUAAAAAGCAAAAAGAAGUGAAAUCAAAGAAAAAUAAAAAAAAGAGAAGAGAAUUCAGCGGUUUAAGAAAGAAAGGGAACCACAACAAUGUUAUUUAUUUCCGUCUGCAUAAUUAAAUUAUUUCUCAUCGCAACGUUGGCGAGUGGAGCCAUCGAGCAUAGGGGAAUUUUUUCGAAUAGUCUUCGCGAGGCCAAUUUAAUUAUUCCGCGAAAAGUGAACAACGAAGGCGAUUUUAUUUCGCAUGACUUAGUUCAUCACCACGCACAUGACUAUUACAAUGAAGAAACAGGAGAUUCAGAGGAUCACAAAGUUCAUUAUCAUAUUGACCUUCACAAUGAAACUCUUCACCUCGAGUUAGAGCCAUCAACAAGCUUCGUUGCACCCAUGAUGAUUGUGGAGCGUCACAAACGUGAUCUCCGAGAACGCCAUAAAAAGUCUCAUCAUAAAACGCAGUGCCAUUAUCACGGUAAAAUUCGCGGCCAUCAGCACUCCAAAGUAGCAUUAUCCACUUGCAAUGGACUGGCUGGCUACGUUCGUACGAACAAGAAUGAAUAUCUCAUCGAGCCAUCAAGAAAUCACAAAGUUUCAAACAAUGGACAUCCACAUGUUGUCUUCCAUCGCUCAGCCGUUAAAAACAAUCACGAAUCUGAUAAAAAAGGAGCCCAAAAGAGACGAAAGAAGAGAAGAAAACGUCGCCAUCACAGUAACUGUGGCACCAGGGAGCCAAGACGAUCAGCAGACACAAAAAUCGAGUGGCAAGCACAAGGAAAGGUUAUCGUUCAAGGUGGCCGAAGGGUAAGAAAUCAUCGUGAAAGAGAACGUGAACGUGAGCGUGAAAGGAAGCAUCACAACAAGAGGCGUGUUACACGUUCCGUGAUAAAGCCGAGACACGUUGAAGCACUUGUUGUUGCUGAUCCAUCAAUGAUGCAAUUUCAUGAAGGUGGCGAUGUCGAGACAUAUUUGUUGACCAUUAUGAAUAUGGUUUCGUCACUCUACAAAGACCCAACGAUCGGAAAUUCAGUUCACGUUGUGGUUGUUAAGAUAAUUCUGUUGGAAGAAGAGGAUGCCUACCAAGAUUUGAAUGUUACUCAAGUUGCCACUGCAACGCUUGAAAGUUUUUGCAGAUGGCAACGCACAUUGAAUCCCAAACAAGACGAUGAUCCACAACACCAUGACGUCGCAAUUCUCGUCACCAGACAAAAUAUUUGUUCAAACGCGGGUUGUGCCACACUGGGAAUUGCAAAUGUUGGUGGCAUGUGUCGAGCCGAUAAAUCGUGUAGUGUUAAUGAAGACAAUGGCAUAACUUUGGCACAUACGAUAACACACGAAUUGGGUCACAACUUUGGCAUGUACCAUGACACAGCAAAAACAGGAUGUGACCAUCGUAGUGGUCCAAUUUUGCAUAUCAUGACGCCAAGUUUUGAAGCGGAUACGGUUCAAGUUUCAUGGUCCAAUUGUAGUCGUCGUGACAUCACACAUUUUCUAGAUCAAGGCUUAGGGAAAUGUCUGGAAGAUCCACCAACACCUUUAGAAGAAUAUCAAUACCCAGAACUUCCUGCUGGUGCCAUGUACAAUGCAGAUCUACAAUGUAGAUUACAAUUCAACGCAACUGAUGAAGACAUGAAGGUGUGUUCGCAACUUGACGAAAUUUGUUCGCAGCUGUGGUGUUUGCUUAACGGAACUUGUACAACUUUGUUGAGACCAGCUGCGCCAGGCACUCAUUGUGCGAGACAUAAAUGGUGUCAAGAUCAGAAAUGUGUCGAUAUUGAAGAUCUUCCAGCUCCAGUUGAUGGUGGUUGGGGAAACUGGUCGGAAUGGGGACAAUGUUCAAGAGCAUGUGGUGCUGGUGUGUCAUUACAAACAAGAGAAUGUGAUCACCCAACACCAGUUCAUGGUGGCUCAUUUUGCAUUGGCGAACGAGCGAGAUAUAAAACUUGUAACAUUGAUCCUUGCCCUGCUGAUGAAUCAUCAUUCAGAGCUCAACAAUGUUCGAAACAAAAUAGCAAACCAAUCAAAGGACAACUUUAUAAUUGGUCGCCAUUUCUUGACACUCAUGAUCCUUGUAAACUUUAUUGCACUGAUCAAGACGACACUUUGAUUCAUGCUUUUGAUGCUGCUGAAGAUGGAACUUCUUGCAAUACUGGCACUAAUGAUAUGUGCAUUGGGGGAAUCUGCAAAAAAGUUGGAUGUGAUUGGAUUGUCGGAUCAAAUACAACAGAAGAUCAAUGUGGAAUCUGUGGAGGUGACGGUUCAACUUGCAGCACUAUUAAAGGAGAAUUUACGAAGAAGAUUAACAUGUCUGAAGGAUAUUACGAGAUAACUUUAAUUCCAUCUGGAUCACGUCAUAUAAUAAUUGAAGAAAUGGGACCAUCGAAGAAUUUUAUUGGCAUUGGAAAAGCUGAUUCGAAGGAUUUCUAUUUAAAUGGUGACAGAUUAAUUUCAAUGUCUGGUGAAUAUGACAUCGCUGGUUCAGUUGGAUUAUAUGAAAGAGAAAGUGAACAAGAGAAACUGAAAAUCCCGGGGCCAAUUAAAGAAGAUAUUUCACUUUAUAUCGUUUUCAAAGGCAAACAUAAGAAUCUCGGUGUUCAAUAUGAAUACACGCUUCCAUCAAACUCAACUAAUGACAAAACAUAUCAUUGGAAACUUUCCGACUUCACACCUUGCACAAAAACUUGCGGGGGUGGAGUCCAACAGAGAUUUCCUGUCUGUUACAAAAGAUACGAAGGAAUUGUCGAAGAAGAAUUGUGCUGGAAGAAUGCUGAAAACAAAAGGCCUGAAAAGAUAUCAAGGACAUGUAAUGACGAGCCUUGCUCUGCUUAUUGGUGGGUUGGUCCAUGGCAACCAUGUCCCGUAACAUGUCAACGAAUAACUGACAUUCACAAGCCAUUAAAAAAGCGAACAAUUCUUUGUGUAGAUCAAAAUGAAUACGCUUUGCCUUCAGAACAAUGUCAAGAUCAAACACGUCCAAGUGACUAUGAACCGUGCAGUUUAAUUUUGCCUCCAUGCAGUUUAGAUGAUAACAUUUUAAAUAACUCUGACUUUAGUGAUAAUGAAAUCCCUGAUACCAUUUAAAAUAUCUUUUAUUUAACUAACAUUAAUAGUAAGAAAGAUAAGAAGAAUUAAUUUUUUUAUUCAAUGAAAGCUUUUUGCAAUUUAAGUCACAGUUUAUUUAAAAUUAUAUUUCAAUUGGAAUGAAAGAUUUUUGUGACGUCGGGAAGAUUUGAAAUUAUCUACAAUGUCUGUGAGUGACAACGAAAUGGAAUUAACCUUUGAGAAGUGUCAUGGCGUGAAAGGUAAAUUUCCCUACAUCAAAAAUGAAUGAUUUUAAUCAUAAAUAAACUUUCUUUGUUAUCAAUAAUUAUCUAUAUUUGUAUCAGAGAACAUUAAGUUGUAUGUUUUAAUAUGUGUCACUGUCAAAGUGAUAGAGAAUACAAAAUUGAUUAAAGUUUAGCUUAACGUACUUAAUUAAAACAAUAUUU
Molecule: messenger RNA, 3992 nt
Organism: Clunio marinus
Lineage: Eukaryota; Metazoa; Arthropoda; Insecta; Diptera; Chironomidae
Source: the annotation of a GenBank genome assembly